UAUCAAAGGGUAUUGGGGUAUCUACUAGCCUUUCUCUCACUCCCGUAAAUGCUUGGCAUGCCCGUAACACUGCCUUUGUUGCCCACCUGGAAGCCUCGUUUGGAGACCCAGACCCCCGGGGUACCGCCCGUCGCCAACUCGUUGCCCUUAAGCAAGGCAAGGGGAACUUCGCCACCUAUUACUCGCAGUUUCUCCUUAUCGUGGCAUACCUGGACUACAACGAAGGAGCCAAGAUCGAUGCCCUGGCCGAAGGACUGUCGGAAGACCUGACGGACGCCAUGACAUACCGGACAGACAGGUCUAACACCGUUGAAGUCUAUGCCACCAUGUUGAUGACAAUUGAUAACCAGGUUCGGGGCCGCAAAGCUGAACAACGGGCCAUCCGGAAUACGAUGGGACAAUUCACCGCCCCCGCUGCUGUCGCACACCCAUCUCAUACCGCCGGAGGCCUCGCCCCAAUGGACCUCUCCGCUCUCCAAAGCCGCCACACUCAACGCCCUGCCAUCGAACAACGAUACACUUUUGUCAAUGGACAACACAAAACCUCUGCCGCCGAAAAACAAUGGCGAAGGGACAACAACCUCUGCAUGUACUGCGCUAACCCCGGUCAUGUCUUUGCCAACUGCCCCUCUGCCAAUCGCCCGCGCGGUAACCAACCGGUUAUGAGAGGCGCCCUCCUCGCACCCAGCCAUACGGCCGUCGACCCCGCUGCUCCGCCGGUCGCUA
Molecule: messenger RNA, 726 nt
Organism: Morchella sextelata
Lineage: Eukaryota; Fungi; Ascomycota; Pezizomycetes; Pezizales; Morchellaceae
Exons: 1
Molecular function (GO): nucleic acid binding; zinc ion binding
Source: RefSeq, a predicted model, not a curated record